CUCACAUGCACUCACUCUCUUUCCGACACUAUUACUCCCCGAGCAUCUCGCUCUCCCUCUCACAUACACACACACACACACACACACACCAGAACUCCCUCCCUCUUUCCCUCUUGCUCUGCCUCUCCCUCCCUCCCUCUCUCUCACACACAUACACGCAUACACACUUACACAGUAGCGGGGCAUGGAAGCAACUGCUGUCAUAGCUAGUAGUGUUUUAGAUGACAUGGACCGAAAACAUGAAGUAGGAGAGACCAUGCUAAGGAAUCAUUGUGAAGAGGCUGUUGUUGACCAUGGUAAGACAAGCUCAGCCCCACACACUAACUUUGAGAAAGAAGAAUUGGAGAGCCACAGGGCUGUGUAUGUCGGGGUUCACGUCCCACUUGGGAAGGAGAGCAGGAGAAGGCACAGACACAGAGUGCACCGACACCACCAUAGGAGGACCAAGGAGAGGGAGUCUGACCAGGAGGCAGGUGAAAAGGAGUCCCCGACGUACGACACUCCGUCUCAGCGGGUGCAGUGCAUUCUGGGUACUGAGGACGAUGACGUGGAGCAUGUCCCUCAUGAGCUCUUUACUGAGCUGGACGAGCUCUCUGUUAAACAUGGCAGCACUGAAUGGAGAGAGACCGCCAGGUGGUUGAAGUUCGAGGAGGAUGUAGAGGAUGGAGGUGACAGGUGGAGUAAGCCCUAUGUGGCCACGCUGUCCCUGCACAGCCUGUUUGAGCUACGCAGCUGCAUCCUCAACGGCACCGUGCUGCUGGACAUGAGGGCUGCCUCCAUCGAGGACAUCGCAGACAUGGUGAUAGACAGCAUGGUUGCAUCCGGCCAGCUGGAGGAGGCGUUCCGGCCGCAGGUCCGAGAGGCUGUGCUGAAGCGUCACCACCACCAGAGCGAGAACAGACUCAGCUCCCGCUUGCCUCUGGCCGUGCGCUCCCUCGCUGACAUAGGCAAGAAGCACUCUGAGCCUAUUUUACAGGAGCACAGCGGUGAAGGGUUGUCUGCCUCGCGAAACUCCCUUCUGAAGCUGGGCGGCUCCAUUACCAAUCUGUCCCAGAGACGUGACUCACGCGUCUCCAUGCUCCUGAGUCACCUCCUGCCUGGCCCCGCCCACGGCCCCUCCCCCAGCACUAGCCCUCAGAACACCCCGCCCACCCCUCGAUGGUCCGACUCCACCCACAGAUCUCCAGUCCACCUGGACAUCCCCGAGGUGGUGGUGUCGCCUCCAGUGGAGGACGAAGAGUCAGAGGGGAUCUCCUCAGAGGAGGACGUGUUGGACCUCGGAGCUCAACAAGGUCCACUGGUUCCAGGCUUCUCUCGUUCUGGAUCUUUGGAUGCAGGCAGACCCAAUGAAAACCGGACAACCAAAUCUGGCAACAGCAAAGAUGGCAGCACUGUUGACCUCAGCAAGGUGGAUAUGAACUUCAUGAGGAAGAUCCCCCCUGGAGCAGAGGCCUCCAACGUGCUGGUGGGGGAGGUGGACUUCCUGCCGCAGCCGAUUAUAGCCUUUGUCCGGCUGUCACCUGCUGUACUGCUCACGGGACUCACGGAGGUGCCUGUGCCAACCAGGUUCUUGUUUUUGAUGUUGGGACCGUAUGGAAAAGGUCCCCAGUACCAUGAGAUUGGGCGCUCUAUGGCAACUCUGAUGACAGAUGAGAUAUUCCACGACGUAGCGUAUAAGGCACGGAACAGGGCUGACCUGCUCUCAGGCAUUGAUGAGUUCUUAGACCAGGUGACGGUCCUUCCUCCAGGAGAGUGGGAUCCCUCCAUCCGCAUCGAGCCACCUAAGAAUGUCCCCUCCCAGGUGAAGAGGAAGACGCCGUCUCAGCUGAACGGUCCAACAUCCCCCACCGAGCCUGACCAGGAUGAACAGAACCAUGCUGGACCCGAGCUACAGAGAACAGGGAGGAUGUUUGGAGGUCUGGUGAGAGACGUCAGACGGAAGGCUCCAUUUUUGCUGAGUGACUUCACAGACGGGUUCAGGCUGCAGUGUUUGGCCUCUGUGCUCUUCCUCUACUGUGCCUGCAUGUCUCCAGUCAUCACCUUUGGAGGCCUGCUGGGAGAGGCCACAAAGAGCAAUAUUAGUGCAAUCGAGUCCUUAUUUGGAGCGUCUCUGACUGGAGUGGCGUUCUCGCUCUUCGCUGGUCAACCUCUGACCAUCCUGGGCAGCACUGGUCCUGUCCUGGUCUUUGAGAAAAUCCUCUUCAAAUUCUGCGAGGAUUAUGGUAUGGUGUAUCUAUCCCUGCGCGCCUGUAUCGGCCUGUGGACGGCCUUCCUCUGCAUAGUGCUAGUUGCCACAGAUGCGAGCUCGCUCGUCUGUUACAUCACACGCUUCACAGAGGAGGCGUUCGCUGCCCUAAUCUGCAUAAUCUUUAUCUACGAAGCCCUGGAGAAACUGGUGCACCUGGGCGAGACCUACCCAGUCAAUACACACAGUAAUCUGGAUAAUCUGACACUGUACAGUUGUCAGUGCUCUGGUCCGGGUCACGUGACCAAUGAGACACUGGAGGUCUGGAACCACACGGGACACACUGCAGAAUCCAUACCAUGGAAUCAACUUAAUGUUUCGAUGUGUAAACUGCUGAAUGGUGAGUUCGUGGGCUCUGCGUGUGGUCACCACGGCCCCUUCAUCCCUGAUGUUCUCUUCUGGUCCGUCAUUCUCUUCUUCACUACGUUCUUCCUCUCAUCUUUGCUGAAGCAGUUUAAGAUGGAGCGAUACUUCCCCACCAAGGUGCGCUCCACCAUCAGUGACUUCGCUGUGUUUUUGACUAUAAUGGUGAUGGUGCUGGUUGAUUAUCUGAUAGGGAUUCCAUCCCCAAAACUCAAUGUACCAGACCGCUUUGAGCCCACCUCUAAGCACCGUGGGUGGCUGGUCUCUCCGCUGGACUCUAACCCGUGGUGGACGGUGGUGGCCUCGGUCAUCCCCGCCCUGCUCUGCACAAUACUCAUCUUCAUGGAUCAGCAAAUUACAGCCGUCAUCAUUAACCGCAAGGAACACAAGCUCAAGAAAGGCGGUGGGUAUCACCUGGACCUGCUGGUGGUUGCUGUGAUGCUGGGCGUGUGCUCGGUGAUGGGCUUGCCCUGGUUCGUCGCAGCGACCGUGCUCUCCAUCUCGCACGUGAACAGUCUGAAGGUGGAGUCCGGCUGUUCAGCACCCGGAGAACAGCCCAAGUUCCUGGGCAUCAGGGAACAGCGUCUCACCGGGGUCCUCAUCUUCACCCUCAUGGGCUGCUCUGUCUUCAUGACCUCCGCGCUAAAGUUUAUUCCCAUGCCUGUGCUGUAUGGAGUCUUUCUCUAUAUGGGCGUAUCGUCUCUGAAGGGCAUACAGUUCUUUGACAGGAUUAAGCUAUUUGCCAUGCCAGCAAAGCACCAGCCGGAUCUGAUCUACCUGCGCUAUGUGCCACUGUGGAAGGUGCAUGUCUUCACGCUGGUGCAGCUCACCUGUCUCGUGCUCCUGUGGGUCAUCAAAGCCUCCACAGCACGCGUUGUUUUCCCUAUGAUGGUGCUGGCACUGGUGUUUGUGCGAAAACUUCUAGAUCUCUUCUUCACUAAGAGAGAGUUGAGCUGGCUGGACGAUCUGAUGCCCGAGAGCAAGAAGAAGAAAGAGGAUGACAACAAGAAGAAAAGAGCAAAGCAGGAAGUUGAGCAGAAUAUGGAGGAAGAGGAGGAGACAGCACUGACCUAUGCAGGGGAGGAAGAGGGAGGAGGAGGAAAAGUAGGGAAUGUGCUGAAGGUUCCACGGCACUCUCACUCUGGCAGCCAAGAGAAGGUGGUUUGCGUUAGGGUAAAUAUGGAAGGAAUGAAUAUGGGGACGUCCCUCUAGAGGCGGAGCCUAUUCCUCCCGUUUGGAGUGACAGCCCUCUCCACCACAGAUAAACUCCGGCAGAACCAGCCCACUCUGCUGACUCGGUCAUGGGCUACAGCCAACGGCUCCACCUGCUGGCCUGGAGUAUUGCUGGUAGACACGGAGGUGAGAACAGUCAACACCACCAACUGAAGGGGCAUAGGAAAGUCUUGGAAUGUUCGAACUGACUUGCACAUUUAUCUCAUUAUUUUUUUUAAUUUAAGCUUAAAAAGCAAAUUAUAUUUUUAUUUUGUAUAGUUUUCUUGUUAAUCCAAAAUAUUUUACACAAUUUAAAAUAUUUUGGAUAUAAAUGUUCUUUAAUGCUUGCAUCAGGAACUGAUGGGUGAAAACUAGUUCAAAGUUCAGUAACAGACAGUAUAGCGGGGAUACACAGUUUGGUGAUUUCACUGCUGAAGCAGUCAUUAUACUGUUGUGAAGCAGGACGUACAUUAACAGACGUGUGCUAUAGUGUGUUCCACAUUCAUACAUGAAUCAUGUGUAACAUGGACAACCUUAAGAAACAUAGAGGUAAUAAUUCAUGUAUGAAUUAUGUGUGCCUUGCAUAGCGUAGCUGUUGUCAUGCACAGAGAGAAGGACAAAGGACAAAGGAUAUUAAAUGUUUAGCUUUCAUAUAUAUA
Molecule: messenger RNA, 4479 nt
Organism: Electrophorus electricus (electric eel)
Lineage: Eukaryota; Metazoa; Chordata; Actinopteri; Gymnotiformes; Gymnotidae
Product: sodium bicarbonate cotransporter 3-like
Biological process (GO): transmembrane transport; regulation of intracellular pH; monoatomic anion transport
Cellular component (GO): plasma membrane; apical plasma membrane; basolateral plasma membrane
Molecular function (GO): solute:inorganic anion antiporter activity; sodium:bicarbonate symporter activity; monoatomic anion transmembrane transporter activity
Source: RefSeq, a predicted model, not a curated record